Molecule: messenger RNA, 2613 nt
Organism: Teleopsis dalmanni
Lineage: Eukaryota; Metazoa; Arthropoda; Insecta; Diptera; Diopsidae
Product: V-type proton ATPase 116 kDa subunit a1-like
Exons: 6
Coding region: 139-2613 (824 amino acids)
Biological process (GO): vacuolar acidification; proton transmembrane transport
Cellular component (GO): vacuolar proton-transporting V-type ATPase, V0 domain; vacuolar proton-transporting V-type ATPase complex; plasma membrane
Molecular function (GO): proton-transporting ATPase activity, rotational mechanism; ATPase binding
Source: RefSeq, a predicted model, not a curated record
CUGUCGUCGAGACAAGUUCUUGUUUUUAGUACGUUAUUUUGGGUUGAAACUGAAUACAAAAAAAUUGAUACACGAUCAGACCUAAUAUUGUGCAAGUGUUUUACUAAAGGUUGACAAGAACCAGAUAUCGUCGACAAUAUGGGUGAUCUUUUUCGCAGCGAAGAGAUGGCCUUGUGCCAAAUGUUUUUGCAACCGGAAGCAGCGUAUGCCACAAUUGCGGAAUUGGGCGAGAGGGGCUGUGUACAAUUUCGUGACUUAAAUACGCAAGUCAAUGCGUUUCAACGAAAAUUCGUUACCGAGGUUAGACGGUGUGAUGAACUGGAACGACGCAUUACCUACAUUGAGCACGAGCUAAAAAAAGACGAAAUAACCUUGCCGUUAUUAAUGGAUGAAGAGCCAAAUGCACCGAAUCCACGCGAAAUAAUUGAUUUUGAAGCGCAACUGGAGUCCAUUGAGAACGAAUUACGUGAACUUUCGCAAAACGAAGUUAAUCUUAACUCGAACUUCAUGGGCAUGACUGAGUUGGAGCAAGUUUUAGAAAAUACUGCUGGUUUCUUUUCAGAUCAGGAGGUUCUCAAUUUGGAUACUAGUCGCUUUGUUGCCACUGAUGCUGAUCCAUCGCUAGCGCAGCAGCGCGGUCAAUUAGGUUUUGUUGCCGGUGUAAUUAAGCUGGAGCGAUUUUUCGCUUUUGAACGUAUGUUGUGGCGCAUAUGUCGUGGUAACAUAUUUGUUAAACGCAGCGACUUAAGCAGCAUGAGCAAGGAUCCAGAAACUGGUCACAUGAUUUUAAAAACUGUUUUUGUUGCAUUCUUUCAAGGAGAGCAAUUAAAAUCACGUAUUAAGAAGGUCUGCUCCGGAUUUCACGCAUCGGUAUACCCUUGUCCAAGUGCACAUGCUGAACGAGCGGAUAUGAUUAGAGAUGUGCGUGUACGAUUGGAAGAUCUAAAAUUAGUUUUAAAUCAAACCGCAGAUCAUCGUAAUCGUGUUUUAGUUGCAGCUUCAAAGAAGUUACCAGUCUGGUCUAUAAUGGUCAAGAAAAUGAAAGCUAUCUAUCAUACACUAAAUCUAUUUAAUAUGGAUGUGAGUAGCAAGUGUUUGAUUGGUGAGGCUUGGGUGCCGUCGCGUGACUUGCCCAUAGUUCAGAACUCCUUGUCUAAGGGCUCUGCUUCAGUUGAUAGUUCAAUACCAUCAUUUUUGAACGUUAUUGAGACAUCGGAAAAUCCGCCAACAUAUACACGUACAAAUAAAUUCACAAGCGGAUUUCAGAACUUGAUUGACUCAUAUGGUGUUGCAUCAUAUCGUGAAGCUAACCCUGCAUUGUACACGUGCAUCACCUUUCCAUUUUUAUUUGCUGUUAUGUUCGGGGACUUGGGUCAUGGAUUGAUAUUAGUUGCCGUUGGUGGUUUUAUGUGCAUAGCUGAAAAGAAAUUAAGCAAAAUCAAAGAAGAAAUUUUUAAUUUAUUCUUUGGUGGCCGUUACAUUAUACUUCUGAUGGGACUGUUCUCAAUAUAUACUGGUUUCAUAUAUAAUGAUGUUUUUUCAAAAUCCAUGAACAUUUUCGGUUCGUCAUGGUAUGUACGCUAUAACACUUCUACAGUACUUACAAAUCCUGGUGGCUUGCAAAUGGAUCCACGUUAUCACGUUAACGGCACAUAUGUAAUGGGUAUGGAUCCAAUUUGGCAGUUAGCAGAUAAUAAGAUUAUAUUUCUUAACAGCUAUAAAAUGAAAUUGUCUAUCAUUUUUGGAGUAGUGCAUAUGGUUUUCGGUAUAUGCAUGUCGUUGAUUAAUUUCAGUUAUUUCAAACAACCCAUGAACAUGCUUCUUCAAUUUUUGCCACAAGUACUCUUUCUCUUACUACUUUUCGGCUAUAUGGUAUUCAUGAUGUUCUUUAAAUGGGCAAAAUAUUCCGGUGAUGCCACCGAUGUGGCCCUCGGACCUGGCUGUGCUCCAUCUAUUUUGAUACUUUUUAUUAAUAUGGUAUUAUUUGGUAGUCAAGAGCCAUUGAAGGGAUGUAAGGAAUACUUGUUUGAUGGUCAAAAGGAAUUACAAACAAUUUUCGUGAUAGUCGCUGUAGUUUGUAUACCCUGGAUGCUUUUGGGAAAACCAUUCUACAUUAUGUGUACCAGAAAAAAUAAACCUAGCAAAGAACUCAGUCAUGAAAAUGGCGCUGUAGAAAAUGGGAAACCUUCGUCAGCACCACCAGCUGGUGGACAUGGCCAUGGUGACGAUGAGCCCAUGAGUGAAGUUUUUAUACAACAAGCCAUACAUACUAUCGAAUACGUACUGAGUACGAUCUCGCAUACGGCCUCAUAUUUGCGAUUGUGGGCUUUGUCACUAGCACACGCACAGCUUUCUGAGGUGUUAUGGACUAUGGUGCUUAGUGCGAGCUUCGGAAUGCCAAAUUACGCUGGAAGCAUCUUGAUAUAUGUGAUUUUUGGAGCUUGGUCAGGUUUAACUGUGGGCAUCUUAGUACUUAUCGAAGGUUUAUCUGCAUUUUUGCAUACCCUACGUUUGCAUUGGGUCGAAUUUAUGAGCAAAUUUUAUAUAGGCGAAGGUUAUGCUUUCAUGCCUUUCAGUUUUCGUACAAUUUUAGACUCAGAAAAUGCAGAAUAA